AUACAAUCGCUUUACAUCUAUUCAAAAUUAUUAUGCCAAAAAUCAGCAUUUCAUAAAAAAAAAUCCGUUACUUAUUUAGAUAUCUUAAAAGAUGUUUAAACGACAACCUACACAAUACUAUCAAUAAAAUAAUGUUCUAAUAUAAACAAUGACGGGUCGAUAAAAAGUAUUAACUAAUUAUUUUGUAAGUUAAAAAUGUUUUAAAUGCGUCGUGACUCUGUUAAAGCGCGGGUCUGCGGUGCGCUUAAAAAUAGAUGACAUUUUACGUUCAACUUCUCCUCCUACCUCAAUUAUUAAUUAAAAGCUUUAAUCUUGAAAAUAAUUAGCCAGUCAUUUUAUUAGAACAUUACUUUUAUUGUGUCAUAGACAUGUAACCUACAUUUAUAAAUUAAAAAUUGAUAGUAAAAUAAAUAACUUAAGGGAUGGUUUUAAAAAAACAUUUUUGUUUGUAUGUGUACAGGAAUCAGGCUAACACAAUAAUAUUCCGCUACGUUAUGAAUAUUGGAAGCAGAUUCUUAUUAAUAUGGAUUUACUACUUUUGUACAAUAACGGUUCACUGUAAUGAGCUAGCGUCUUGUUAUACUGAACCGCCAGAACUAUGUCCAAUCACCACAGCACCGUGUAAAUGCACACAAAUUGAAGCAUCUUCAGUUUUUUGCUGCCGCGUUCGGUCUAAUGAUGAUCUGUUACAGAACUUGGGAUGUUCAAGUGUAAAAACGGGUGCAAUCAAAGCGCUACACAUCUACAACAUGACUGCCGAGCGUUUUGAUUUUGGACAAUUUUCUUUUCAUUUAAACAAUUUAAUAUCAUUGUCCAUAACGAGUAGUUAUGUAAAUAGAUUACUUGGUCGUUUAGAGCAUACACAUCAGAUUGCUUGUCUGAACUUUUCUAACAAUGCUUUCGGAACUGAAUGGCAAGAUCCAUUAGCGCUGGAACAACUUAAACUUUUGGCCAUGUUAGAUUUUUCACGUACAAAUAUAUCAACACUGCCUGUUAUCAAAAAUGAAGUGACGAAGUUUUGGAUCGAUAUAUCAAAUAACAACAAUACUAAUUGUGACAGUUUAUUGGAGCUUAUGGGACGUUCAAAAAAUGAUGAGAGCAAACAACUUUUAUUUAAAAAUUCAAAUGAUACAUUUUGUAUGGCUCCCCGGUCAUUUCAUUGGUUUAAUUCUACAGAAAUAUUGGCUUAUGACCAAAUUAAAAUAAUUGAUAAGAUAAAUACUCAAUGUCCCAAUAACUGUAAAUGUAAAGCACUUGGUAUGGACAUGGUUUCAAACAGAAAUGUACUGCAUACAGUUGAAGUAGAUUGUUCAAAUAAUAAACUAUCAAAUUUACCAAAGAGUUUACCUGAAAAUACAGUAAAAUUGGAUGUUACCAAUAACAAUAUAACUGAUAUAGAUGAAUUAGUAUUGGAUGCUUACAAAGAUUUAAGAUUUUUCUAUGCUGAUCAUAAUAAAAUAUCAAACAUUUUGCCAUUAGAAGGUUCACGGUUUUUGUCUAAUUUUGCUAUUUUGAGUUUAAAACAUAACCAAUUAAAAUCGAUACCAAUGUAUGUUUUUGAUUAUUCGUUUGACAGAGAAUUUGAUGGACACAUUCUCAAUUUAGGCGGUAAUCAACUUCAAUGUGAUUGCAGUACUGCACAAACAUUUAAAGCUUGGUUGAUAAGAUACAAACAUUAUAUGCGUGACUUCGACGAAGUUUUAUGUGAAAAAAUUGGUAGAGUAAUAGACCUGGACCAAAAAAUUGUGUGUGUUACCCAAACUGAGUGGACAGACUACAUGUAUUAUAUCAUUGCUGCCGAAAUAUCUGCUCUUUUACUACUGAUUGGAAAAGUAUCCUAUGACUAUUGGGUAUUUAAGACAGCAGGUUAUUUACCAUGGCCGGCUUCCAAAAUGCCUAAGCUUCCUUGUGAUUGGGUUUUUGAAUAAAUAACUCUGUACGUUUUCUGAAAAUAUAACCGCUAUAACUAUAAAAAGACUGUUGAAGAGCUAAAAAUGUAUAAACAAAUAUUAUUAAGUUACCAUUGUGCCUUAAAAAAUAUAUAUGCAUGGACUUUUAUUAUUGUUAAUAAUUUAUCAGUUAAUUUAUACAUUUGCUAGGAAAGCACUUAAAUAUAAACAUAUUUUAUUAUCUAUAUAAUGUUAUAUGAUAUUUAAGUUGUAAAAAGAAAUUUCAUUAAAAAAAAAUGUAAUAUGUUUUUACGUUUAGUGGAUAUAAGCUAACACUAAAUUGAUAUGCUGUUAUAAAUAUUUUAAAAUUGGCGCUAUAUUCAGAUCUUAUAUUCUGUUAAUUAUUAAUUUUAGGGCUGUGAUUUUUAAUUUGUUCAUUAUUAUAUUUUGUUAUUGUUAAAAUAGUUUUAUGUUUAAUUUUUUUGUUUUUUUGCUGAGAUAAGUACAGCAUAUAUAUAGGAAAUAUAUCUGAAACGUUAAAAUGUUGAACGAGUUUAUUGAUGAUAUCCAUAAUUUUGGUAUUAUAUAUUAUCAUAAUUUCAUGUUUAUAAUUUUAAAAAAACUUGCCUGUUUUGUUUAUGAGCUUGUUGUAUUAUUCAAUCAGAAUUAUUUCAAUUAAUCUUUAUUAAAAAUACCAUUAUAUUUAAUUAUCA
Adelges cooleyi (spruce gall adelgid) is the source of this 2602-nucleotide messenger RNA. It is a transcript of the gene hfw, whose product is annotated as protein halfway. Lineage: Eukaryota; Metazoa; Arthropoda; Insecta; Hemiptera; Adelgidae. The transcript is spliced from 9 exons. The coding region runs from base 423 to 1928 and encodes 501 amino acids. The record is from RefSeq and is a predicted model, not a curated record.